UUGUUUUCAUUACAAACAUAAUGAAAUCCUGUUUUGAAUUAUUGUAAUUGUUUUUCAUAACUAUCAAGAUAUGACCACUAAGAGCUGUGCUGUGCCUGCUGAGUGCCUGACAGGGUCACUUAACUUUGGAAUAUCAAGGAUAAAUAACAAGUGCUGCACCACGGACCUCUGCAACUCUCAGACUGUCCCAGAAUCCAGCAGUAGUACCCCAAAUGGGAAACAGUGCUUCACUUGCAACGGCCAGGAUUGCCUCACCACUCUAAACUGCCUGGGAGACGAUAAUAGCUGUAUCUCCACUAUAACUGAGGUCUCAGGCCAGAAGGUUUCCUUGAAGGGAUGUGCCAGCAAGAGUAUGUGUGCAGGGUCAAUGUCCACUGAACUGCCAGGCAUAAGCUUCAAGCUGGACUGCAGUGACGGCAACCUGUGCAACAACGCACGGAGCCUCACCGUGAGUCUGCUGCUCCUGGUGGCCCCCCUGCUCUCUGUCGCCCUCUUCCACUGAGAAGCACAGUCCAAUGAUGAUUCACCUCAUCCAACCAUCUUUCUCUCCAGCUUUCCUCUGUGAUCUGUGCUCACAAUCUGCUCAUCCUCUGUCCUGUAACACCCCUCCCCAUCAUGAUCGCAUCCCUUUGCCAUCUUUGUUUUGUGCCUUUCACAUAAUCUGGUGUCUAGGGGGUAUGUCUUUGUGUGUUUUACAGAACUCUAUCGGUUCAUCAAGUCUUGAGAUCCACCCCCAUAUUUGGAAUGCACAACACACCCCAACUUCCUCUCUCCCCCCCCCCCUUCCCCAAUAACCAGACUAUCCCCAAAAAGUGUCUAUACUGAAGCAAUCUGAACACGCUAUGCACUGUACCUAAACUCUGUUUUGUAACUAUUUAGAGAAGUUCAACAAUGACAAGAUAAUGUUAUGGCUUAGUAUCAGUAGAUUUUUGAAACGUGUAAUCAUUUUGGGUUCAAAUGCUUGUGUGGUGCUCUACGUCAGUGCUGGAUAGAGAAAAACUGGUUUGAAAGCGAUCUUCUGACACCGUGGCACUGAUAACACAAUGACAUACUUUCUGUGCAACUGACACUUAGGCCAGCAGCGUUUUUCUGUGGUCUUUUAAAGGAAACAACAUGAUGCCGAUGACAACAAACCAGGAGUUAUAGUGUAGAAACUUGACAGGUUUGUCAGAACAAAAGUCCUGGCAAAAAAAAAAAGACUAAAAAAUGGCAAAUUGUGCAAAACGCAGAGAC
This is a messenger RNA of Hypomesus transpacificus, 1233 nucleotides long. RefSeq names its product urokinase plasminogen activator surface receptor-like. The transcript is spliced from 3 exons. The record is from RefSeq and is a predicted model, not a curated record. Bases 71 to 502 code for a protein of 143 amino acids. NCBI's taxonomy places the organism in Eukaryota, Metazoa, Chordata, Actinopteri, Osmeriformes, Osmeridae.